This is a messenger RNA of Ostrea edulis (European flat oyster), 717 nucleotides long. RefSeq lists its product as uncharacterized. Lineage: Eukaryota; Metazoa; Mollusca; Bivalvia; Ostreida; Ostreidae. The record is from RefSeq and is a predicted model, not a curated record. The coding region runs from base 233 to 652 and encodes 139 amino acids. The transcript has 4 exons.
CUGCUCAAUGGCCAUAAGCGCCGAGCACAGGCCUAAAUUUUGCAGCUCUUCACAUACGAGUGAAAGAUUCACGAGAGGGACGUUAAACAAUAUAAAACCCAUCAACAGACAACACCGGCCGAACACAGAAUAUUGAAUCAGAAGCACUAAUGAUAAGUUCUAAUCCGCCAUAGAGCAUAUCGAGAUUUCUUAUCUCCUGUCAAGUGACUGACUACUCGCGACAAAGAAAAGAAUGUUUAGGUGUGUGUCUUCUCUCGCGUUUCUUUGCCUUCUUCAGUGUUUAGGAAUCUUUACGACUUCUCCUACUUCUCCUGCCACCACCACCACGACACGACGACACAACCACCACCAUACCCGCCACCCACACACCACAAGGGAGCCCUUUGAAAAAGCCCAGGCCGUUUUCCAGUAUGACCACUAUAGCCACAUUAUGGUUUACAAGGAUGAACGUGCGACCUGUUACGUUUAUGCGGUUCACCCCGACGAUCGACAUCUCGUGCAUACAGAAAGUGGACUAUUUUCUCUUGAGGUAGAGGUUAUGAAAUUAGCUCUGAACGCCUCUGAACCCUAUCUACAUGAUGACCUAGAAGUGAGGAGUAAAAAGCUAUCCCUACUCUGCCCGCGGUCCUUUACUCUCAUCAGUCUCAACUGAGCAGAACCACGUGUUAUAUGAUUAUAUGUAAUAAAGCAAUAUACAACACGUCAUAUACUAUGCUA